AUGUCCGAUUCGACCUCAUUCCAGGCCAUCAACAAAUUACGGGGGAACUUCCUUCUCACUUCUCGACCGCUGGAAGAGUUGGGCAAGAAGCUCGCCUGCGCGGUAUUCUGCACCAUCUCAGCGCAGCGUGAAGACAUGGAGCUGCUUAUCGAGGAGAAAUUGGAACGCUACGAGAACCUGUGCCGUGUGCUGGACGUCAAUUCGUAUCGGAAGGAAUUGAUUAAAGAGGUCGUGGAAAAGGCCGAUGGAAUGUUUCUUCACGCCUCCCUCCAGCUUAACGCCCUACAAAAUUGUCGGACGCUUGAAUGCGUAAAGGAUAAACUCUCCCGGUUUCCACACGGCAUACAUGACAUGUACGCCGCCAGUAUGGAACGGAUACUCAGCCAAGAUCGUGAAUCCCGCCAGCUUGCAGAAAAGGUCCUUCUUUGGCGCGCGUUUGCCCAGGGACCCCUAUCCACGCAGGAUUUGCGAUACGCACUGGCAAUUCAUUCGGAGACAUUCGAUUUUGAUCCCUCCCGGAUGCCAGAUGAGGAGUCUAUCGUCUCCGUUUGCUGCGGGCUAGUGGAGAAACAUCAGGAAACUAAUGCAUUUAGGCUUAUCCAUUUUACGGCAAAGGACGCACUGGGCCCCCUUCUCCUCAAGGAUCAGUCAAAUCCCCAUGUCUUCAUCACCAACGCCUUGAUUCAUCGGCUGAUUUCCAGUGGUAUCAUUGACUCGGGGCGUAAACUCACCUGGCCGCAUGAGUUUCGGAAGAUCUGCGAGCAACACCCUCUCCUUCAGUACGCCCACAAAUUCUUGGGAUUUCACAUAGAUCGAUGUGAUUUGCCCCAGGUAUUCGACGCCGUCAAGGAUUUCCUUCUGGGGUGCACCGCCUAUCCUAUUCCCUGGAAUGGUUGGUUGAUCGACGUGCUCAGCCCUCUGCAUGUGGCUGUACACUACGGUCUACAUGAGCACUUCGGAAGCGUUGUCGAUCGUGGCUGGGAAGUCGACUCUCAGACGCCUACUGGUAGGACGGCUCUCUACAUGGCGUCUCAGAGUGGCAAUGAAUUGGCUGUACGAGGGCUACUUCGGUUCAACGGCAUAGAUGUCAAUAGGGCAACAUCGAAUAGCAAUGGAAGGACCGCCCUCAUGGUUGCCUCGGAAGUAGGCCACGAAGGGAUCGUGGUUCGGCUCCUCCAGGCCCCAGGGAUUCGCGUCAACGCAACGGACAACGUCGGGCACACCGCAUUGAUUAUAGCUUCAAUCAACGGUCAUGAACGAAUUGUAGCUCGCCUUAUCCAAGUGUCCGGCAUUCACUACAAUGCGACAGACUCCAACGGCCACACCGCUCUGACCCAUGCCUCGCGGCGAGGUUGUGAAGAAAUCGUCAGCCGACUUCUCCAGGUCCCGGAGGUUCGGGCCAGUCAUACUGUCGCCAAUGCACUGGCACUAGCGUCCCGAAAUGGGAACGAAACUAUUGCUGCCCGACUCCUUCGUGUUCCAGGGCUCCAAGUCAAUGCUGCUGACAGCAAUGGGAGGACAGCCCUAAUGGGGGCAUCGGAGGGUGGUCGCAAGGGGAUGGUUUCUCGUCUCCUCCUUGCUCCUGGUAUUGCCGUUAAUGCGACGGACAGGCAUGGGCGGACGGCACUAAUGCUGGCCUCGCGAUGGGCACCUGAAGGAACAGUUGAAGAGCUGCUUCGAGCACCAGGAAUUGACGUCAAUGCGGUCAAUUACCGCAACAAGACGGCACUAAUGUUGGCUGCGACCAACGGUCACGAAAGAACUGUGCAACAGCUCCUGGAAUAUCCUGGAAUUGUCGUCGACGCUGGGGACAACGAUGGGCGCACCGCGUUGAUGUUAGCCGCACUCCCCGGCCGUGACAGGGUCGUCACUCGACUCCUUCACUUCACAAGCAUCCAGGUCAACCAAAUAGCCAACCAUGGAUGGACAGCCUUGAUGCUAGCUUCAGCAAUGGGCCAUGUUCGAAUCGUUGCUCGACUCCUCGAAGCUCCCGGGAUUGAGGUCGACGCUGCAGACGAUUAUGGCCAGACUGCACUGAUGCUUGCCUCACGAAGUGGCCAUGAUCUAGUCGUGGCGCGACUGCUCCUGGUACCGGGCAUCCAGGUUUACAGGGCAGCUAACCAUGGGUGGACGGCCUUGAUGAUGGCUUCAGCCAACGGUUGCGGGGCCGCCGUCGAUCAGCUCCUUCACCACCCGCAAAUUGUAGUCAACGGGGCUGGAAACCAUGUACUGACGGCGCUGAUGUUGGCCUCUGUAAAUGGUCAUGACGGUGUCGUUGGUCGCUUACUCCACGUUCCCGGAAUCCACGUCAAUACAGUGGCGAAUGGUGGAUACACGGCGUUGAUGUUGGCAUCGCAGCUUGGUAGGGAUGCUGUUGUUGCUCGACUCCUUCAAGCCCCUGAGAUCGACCCUCAUGCCAUGACGGAUAAUGGAUGGACGGCGGAGAUGCUUGCGUCGGCCAAUGGGCACCAUAGGGUUGUUGCUCGUCUUCGGUCCACAGUUGCAUUCUGA
Molecule: messenger RNA, 2511 nt
Organism: Coprinopsis cinerea okayama7#130
Lineage: Eukaryota; Fungi; Basidiomycota; Agaricomycetes; Agaricales; Psathyrellaceae
Product: ankrin repeat-containing protein
Exons: 4
Coding region: 1-2511 (836 amino acids)
Molecular function (GO): protein binding
Source: RefSeq, a predicted model, not a curated record